Molecule: messenger RNA, 990 nt
Organism: Tetrahymena thermophila SB210
Lineage: Eukaryota; Ciliophora; Oligohymenophorea; Hymenostomatida; Tetrahymenidae
Product: kinase domain protein
Exons: 5
Biological process (GO): mitotic DNA damage checkpoint signaling; protein phosphorylation
Cellular component (GO): nucleus
Molecular function (GO): ATP binding; protein serine/threonine kinase activity
Source: RefSeq, a predicted model, not a curated record
AUGUCUAAGAAAGUUCAAAACGAUUUAAUAGAAAUUAUCUCAAGUAAAGUAUCAUAAGAUUGCUAAAUUCAAAGACCAGCAAUAAAGGAAUUAGUCAAUUUGAUGUUCAGUUAGAAAAAAUACUUCAAAAAUUAUGAGUACUUAAGCAAUGGCGAUUGUGCUAUUAUCUUAAAGGCUUAUAAUUCUUAAAAGAGUCGCAAAGUAGCUCUCAAAUUCUUAGGGAGUUCAAACCAAAAGGACAAGAAUGGAAUCGAAUCUUUGAAAAAGGAGUAUGAAAUGCUUCAAAUGUUUAGCCAAUCAGAAUUUUUAGUAAAUUUCUAUGAUUGCUUCUACUUAAUGGAAGAAAAAGAAGAUGAAGAUACUGAUGGAAACGAUAUUAUUGUUUAAACUGGAGUCAAAUCCUUCUUUGUAAUGGAAAUGGAGCUUUGCGAGAAUAAUCUCAAAUAACUCUUUGAUUUCCUCAGAAAAUAAUAAGUUCCGCCUCCAAAAGAGAUGAAGGAAAUAAUAGCCAUUUAAAUGAUAGACGGAUUGAAUAACCUUCAUGUCAAAAAUAUUAUGCAUAGGGAUAUCAAACCUUCAAAUUUCCUUGUUUGCACUUCUAAGGAAUAUGGUUUCUCAAUCAAACUUUGUGAUCUAGGUUUUGCAUCAGCUGUGUCUAAAUCAAAAAGCUUCUUGUCUAAGAAAGGAACUGCUGCAUAUUUUGCUCCAGAAGUGGAAGAAGGAAAAUCUAGAAUUCAGUCAGACCUCUUUUCGCUAGGACUUGCUUUAUUAGAGCUUGACAACCUCAAAACUCUAAAUGAGAAUUGGAUAGACACCAAAACAAAAAAUUAUCUAUUUAACGGAGAAGAAAUACCUAAAGAAAAAUAUUAGAUAGAUAAGAAUUCUAAUAUUUACAAAAUAGCUAAAAUAUGCUUACAACCUUGGUAUUUAGACAGGAUUACAGCAGGAGAAUUGCUAUCCUCGCUCAUCUAAAUGCAUGGUUAACCAUGA